This is a messenger RNA of Cynoglossus semilaevis (tongue sole), 5129 nucleotides long. It is a transcript of the gene trhr2, whose product is annotated as thyrotropin releasing hormone receptor 2. Lineage: Eukaryota; Metazoa; Chordata; Actinopteri; Pleuronectiformes; Cynoglossidae. Gene Ontology annotation, cellular component: membrane. Gene Ontology annotation, molecular function: thyrotropin-releasing hormone receptor activity. Bases 2939 to 4324 code for a protein of 461 amino acids. The transcript is spliced from 5 exons. The record is from RefSeq and is a predicted model, not a curated record. Gene Ontology annotation, biological process: phospholipase C-activating G protein-coupled receptor signaling pathway.
CUUUACCGAACCGGAGUCGUUGAAAGACGGGGGUACGUGGUCCAAGAUCUCCCUCUCCACCUGCUGCUGCAAUUCCCGCCUGUCUACUGUCACUCUUAGUGGUUUUAGUUCAGCCGCUGCGUUGGAGGUGGAGAAGAAAACAGCCCGCACAGCACAGCGACAGCGGCCAUUACACAGACGUCAUCCACAGGCGACGAGCUUGAGGAAAGGGGAGCUGCGGGUUAAAACUACAAUUAAAAUAAUCAAAAUAAUUUUUGAAUGAUAUAAUGGCUUGAAAAAUACUAUGAAAUAAUGAUGAUCAAAUGAAAUUAACAAAACAAAAUGUAAUGGAGAAAUACAAAUAGUAUAUUAACAAUAAGAUAAAAUACAACUUUUUAAACAUUGGUUCACAAAACGAGUUUUAGGAAAAUAUUUUUAAUGUUGUUUUUGUAUACUAUUAAUUUAAUUUUUGGUUCAUUUGUUGCUUUUAUAAGGGUCUGGAAAAUAGAAACUUUUUUCGUUAUCAAUUUUAGCCAGCAGAUAGCAGCAGUAAUUCAGGUAGGAAGGUUAUAUGUAAGUGAGCGCGUGCGCGUGUGUGAUGGAAGAGAGCGGGGGAAAAGAUGAAACUCUUUUAUAUCCAGUCAGACUGUGGCUACAGGGUACAUUUAAUAAACCGGCUGCAAUAAUGUUGAAGCUCUCUGGGCAGUUGUACACUAUUUAACCCAACUCACUUGACGCGAAAUAAAUUUAACGUAAUUUUUAUCAUUCGUUUUCUAGCCUCAAAUCUCUUGUUUUCCUACUGAAGCCUGGGGACUUUUCCCCCUGUAAAUUAAAGACAUUUGUCGUUGAAACCUCUGUCCUUAGAGACGCACUGAGAACGGCUGACUUUAAAAACCAACAUUAUCACUUCCUCCGACGCUUCUCCAAAAUAAAACCACCAAAAUGUUCAAAAGAGAUACAUUAGUAAAAAAUGAUAACACGUCAUUCAGUUCAAAUUUAAACGUAUCAUCAAUCAGUUUAUCUCUUUAUCUCAGUAUUAGUCCUACCACCAAAGUCCAUUGACGAAAUAGUGGAGUUUAGUUCACUGACACCCAACACUUGUAGAUCCACUGAUGUCUCCAUUAUUACAUUUAAAUGUUUUAUUUUGUGACCUCAUCGUUUAAAACUCUCUGUUCAGUUUACAUCAGUGACACAAAAUGACCACGGGAGGCAGCAGUGGGCCAUCCGCUGCUCUGCCCCUCUGAUCUAAAAUCCCGGUUUCUGUGAACGCUGGUGUGGGUGAGAGUGUGUGCAACUAUUAAUUAAAUUGAAUAAAUGUGACACUUUAUUUUGAAGGCGAGCCUGCUGCUUCCUGUCUACACGCGUGCAAGUUUGCCAGAACUCAGUUAGUCUGAGGGGGAUGCUGUGAUGUUCACACUUGCAGACAACAGGUAAAGAGCUGCUGACACACACACACACACACGCAUAUAAACAGACUUCAUCUGUGAACCCCAGAUUAUACAGGAUUACUGAGGAAAUUUUUUUUUUUUUAAAGCUGCAGGUAAAUUGUUCUUUAAAUCUCUUCUUAAUUAAAGUAGUUCAUCAUCAGUGUGUGUGGUUCGUGUGUCAUUUGCUGUCAUCAUGACGUCAUUUCAUGUCAUCAUUCCAUCAUUCAUUCACCUGACACAUAGAUCUGCAGAUUUGUUUUAAAAUCAGGUCACAGGAUGUGAUUGAUCUGUGCUGUGGUUGACUCCUGUGGCUCUGUCACCUCGAAACUUCCUGUUUCCAUCAUUUCACUGAUUUUCCAAAUUCUUUCACGUUGUUAAUUUUAAUUAUUAAAUCAAAAUUACUGAACACAGCAUUUAUCAACAGUACCAUCCUUGAGUGACAGGGGGCGCCAAUGUGUCAAUAAUGUAAAAUGGACAGAGUUCUUGGUUCGAUGCCCCGGUUUCCCAAUGAAAUCCUUUGUUCAGAUGUACCUCAGUGACACCGACCUGCCACAGGAGGCAGUAGUGGGCCAGCAGCUGCUGCUUUUUUUAGAACUCGUCACUGAUGGCAACAAUGUGAACAUUUCUAUUUGAACUGCAGAACAGACACAAGUCUUAAUCUGAACACGGGUCCAGUGGAGACCAGAGAUCAGGACCAGUCUGAUCAACGACCAGAGACAGGAACGGGAUUGGUUCACAUGUCAAUUAAUUAGAGGGAGGACAGGAGCAAUGAUGUGUGUGUGAGUGUGAGUGUGUGUGUGAGUGAGUCUGUCUGUCUGUGUGCACUUGUGUCGUGUCCUUGUGUUGCUAACAAUUAAAUUGGUUUUCUGCAGAAUGCGAGAGCUGAACAUAAACCAGGAAAAUCACUUCAUCCUUCAAUAACUUCAAAACUCUGUUUCAACAUUUCUGCUGUUUGAGACAUGACUUUAAUCACAAAGUCUCCUGCUGCUGAGGAGUUCAGGAGGGAACUCAACACACAGGGUUUAGAAACAGUCACAAAAAAACAUUUGAAUUCUGUGAUGGAGGUAAAUGUGGAUUAACAGCUGCCCUGGACUCUGCUCUGAGUUAGAAUCACUGAUGUUCUCACAGUGAGUGGAAAUCACAGAACACAAAGGUUCUGUUUUCUCCUUUUGUUCCACCUUGGUGGUUCUGCUGCGUUGGUGCUUCUCCAUCCAAACAGUAUUAAUCUUGUGAUUCCAGCAGGAACUGAGGGAGUUCCGGAGAGAUCCAGAGUUCUGCAGGUGCCUUUGACACUGACAGAUGAACGUUCCUGCGUUCUGUUCCUGCGUUGUCUCAUUAUUUCACCUUCUGGUCCAGGAGACUUGUCUUUUUCCAGAGUCUGUUUUGAACUAUCGUCUGCGAGCUAGCUGUAUUAUCUAUUUCCGGGCUAACGUUUAGCUUGUUUUCUGUUCUAAUCCUCUGACAUUCUUAGUCCCGGUGAUGGGCUGUGAACCUCCCCGACUCUGGUAAAACCUCAGAAGUUCUCAGCAGACAUGACCCAGAACCUGAGCUCCAGACUGGACAAGCCCACUAACAUGUCCCUGAGUCCAGUCCUGGACGUGUCCGAGUCCCUGGAGUACAAGACCGUGUCGGUGUUCCUGGUGCUGCUGGUGUGUGGCGUGGGGAUCGUUGGCAACAUCAUGGUGGUCCUGGUGGUUCUGACGGCCCGCCACAUGAGGACGCCCACCAACUGUUACCUGGUGAGCCUGGCUGUAGCCGACCUGACGGUGCUGGUGGCUGCCGGGCUGCCCAACGUGGCAGACAGUCUGACGGGGACCUGGGUGUUUGGCCACGCCGGGUGUCUGGGCAUCACCUACUUUCAGUAUCUGGGCAUCAACGUGUCGUCCUGCUCCAUCACCGCCUUCACCGUGGAGAGGUACAUCGCCAUCUGUCAUCCAAUGAGAGCUCAGACCAUGUGUACUGUGUCCCGCGCCAAACGUAUCAUAGCCGGAGUUUGGAUCGCCACCUGUGUCUACUGCAUGCUCUGGUUCUUCCUGGUUGAUAUUCAGGUUGGUGACGAUGGAAAUGUUCAGUGUGGCUACAGAGUGAAGCGCGACCUCUACCUGCCCAUCUACCUCACCGACUUCACCAUCUUCUACGUGGUUCCACUGCUCCUCGCCAUCGUGCUCUACGGCCUGAUCGCACGAAUACUCUACCUCAGCCCGGUGACUAACCAUUCGGACCACAGCGCCACCACUCUGCGGCGCAGCUGCAGGGAAACCUGCAACGUGGAAAAGGGAGGUCGGCAGGUUCGGCUCAAGUCGGCGCUGUCUUCCAGGAAACAGGUGACGAAGAUGCUGGCCAUGGUGGUGGUCCUCUUCGCUCUGCUCUGGAUGCCCUAUCGCACCCUGGUACUGAUCAACUCCUUCGUGUCCACGCCCUACCUGGACGCCUGGUUCCUGCUCUUCUGUCGGACCUGCAUCUAUGCCAACAGCGCCAUCAACCCUGUCAUCUACAACGCCAUGUCGCAGAGGUUUCGUUUUGCAUUCCGCAGCCUUUACCGCUGCCAGCCACCAGAGGGCAUGCAGAGGACGCUGUCCUCCAUCCAGACCAACAUCGGUACCAUCCGGGAUCCCAGAACCUGCCAGGUUGUUGAAAGCAAAGAAAAUGUUGACGCAGCAGAAGGAGGAGGAGGAGGAGGAAGAGGAGGAGGAAGAGGAGGAGGAGGAAGUAGUAGGAGUGUCCAGGAACAAACCACUGUGGAUGACAAACAGGAAGUGGGCGGUCCUGAUGAUGUCAGCGCUGGUUCUGGUCUUUGUGAAACCUCACUAGACAGUAACAGUGAUCUGGAUCAGCCCCCCCCCCCUCCCCCCCCCCCCCCCACCAACACUUUAACAAACGUCCAACAAACAGUUAGUGGAAAACUGGAGACGAUGUAAAACAAAAAAAGUUUGAAAAAAGUUGAUUAUUAAAAUAGAUUAAUAAAAUGAGCUGCAAUGCUGCCAUCUAGUGGCUUUCACUUUCAUAUACAACCGUUUUUCCCCAGAACUAUCAUUUGGCCAAACACAGGGAAUGCGUUACUGGGUUUUCAUUAUUGGAGGAAAAACCAAUAACAAUCCUUACAGAUAUUUUGCGAUAACAUUGGUCGGCCGAUAUUAUCGGACAUCAUUAGAUUAAACUUUGAUUAAUAAUUUGUUUGAUUCCCUUCACGAAAAAACCCCAGCAUUGAUUGAUUGGAUUUAUUUGUUAGUCGUUUCAGUUCUGAAAUUGUUGUUCAAAUAUUUUCAGUCUGAAUAAUGAGAAGGGACAGUGUAAAUACAUUCAUUUCUUUAAUUUCAUUUCAUUUGAGUUCAUUUGUGAACUCCUCAGUGGCCUGAGCUCAUGGUUCACAAAGUGGAGAGUGGGGACCUAUGAAAGGGCGCCACAGCCUGGCAAAUGUUGGUAUUUCUGUAUUUGUGCCAAAGUGGUGACGUUGCACCGAUCUGUAAUGUUUUUGGAGUUGAAGUUCAAUCCUCCCCCUCACUCACCCACUCCCUCACCUCCAUCCUCUCCUCUCGCCUGACUCCUCCCUGAGCUCCGUCCCUGGCCGUGACAGUGAAGAGGCCUCUUCACCUCCUCUUCACCUCCUCUUCACCUCCUCUUUACCUCCUCUCUGUUUUCUCAUGAUAAUCACGGACACAUUUAAAUUGUAAAUCUGAGUCUGUUUGGAAAAACAAAAAGUUUGUCAGUGAAUAAAUACAAACG